UUAAGCGUCGGACAGCUAUAUUUCAAGUGAACCAUAGAACUUAUGGCAUGAGGAUCUUCGGAAUAAUGACGUAUACUAAUACUACGUUAAAGGAUUAAUUUAUGAAAUCGUUUCAGAUAGUGGAAUUGAUUCCUGUAGUUCUGUGGUUAUUAUCACCUUUGUCCAAUAAUAUGGCAUAUUUAGAUUGAGGAAGCUUAGUUAGUCAAUCACUAUCUCACAAGGUUGACAAAUAAAGAAGUGAUUAUAUUGGUUUUGUAAUGGGAACCAACUUUCUUAUCUUCCUGUUAUAUUUAUCAUCGGUUUUAAGUCAAUACCUGAACGAAGAACUAGUAGUAGCUGACUUUGUCAAAUGUGAAGGGAAUGACGUGUUUCAUUGUGACGAUAAACAAACUGAGUGUAUAUCUAAAGACAAAAUAUGUAAUGGUGUAAAUGAAUGUAGUACAGGGCGUGACGAAAGUGUGGAGGAAUGUGGUUGCCUGAAAGACAUCGAAUUCCAAUGUAAUGCGAGUGUGUGUAUCGAUAUGAUAAGACGCUGUGAUACAAAACAGGAUUGUGUAGACGGAAAGGAUGAGGAGGGGUGUGAGGUAUACGAAUGUCUACCAACUCACAGUAAAUGUAAAAACCAUUUUUGUGUACCACAAGAUGUAGCAUGUAAUUUUGAAAAUGACUGUGGCGAUUGGUCUGAUGAGCAACACUGCCAAUACUCUGACUGUUUUCACCAAUCCCAGUUUCGCUGUAACAAUUCUCAGUGCAUAUUUUAUGGAUAUCUCUGCGAUGGUGAAAUUAACUGUGAGGAUGCUAGUGAUGAAACAAAUUGUGGUUCUUACUUCAGAUGUGGAGAUGGAACAUACAAAAAUAUGGACUUAGUCUGUGAUGGUUGGGUUGAUUGUAACGACCAAUCGGAUGAAACUGACUGUGGUCCAUGUAAGACAGAUGACUACCAUUGUGGCAAUGGUAGAUGUAUAAGGUUAUCUAAUGUUUGUGAUGGCAAAUGUGACUGUGGAUAUAGUUGUGAGGAUGAAAACUCAUGUGAUAACUAUUCAUGUACUGUUGGGGAAAAAUAUUCAUGUAGAUUUCAACAUACAACAACUAUUCGGUGUAUCGACAGAAAAUACCUUUGCGAUGGAAGGAAUGAUUGUUGGAAUGCUGAAGGAGGUUUUGACGAAUUUCUUUGUUUAAAGCCAAACCAGACGUGCGCGGACUUGAAAUAUCUAGCUGAUCGACAUGUAGAAAAAUACUUCUUAUGUCCGGAAGGCCGAUGUUUACCAGCUUCCGGGCCUGAAAAUGCAACAUGCAAUUAUUUUUACGAUUGCCUGAAUGGAGAAGAUGAAGAAGGAUGCAUGUUUCCUGAUUGUGGUGUUGACGAGUACAGAUGUACUAACCACCAGUGUAUUCCCGCAAGUCGACAGUGUGAUGGAAAUUUCGAUUGUUUUGACCGAACAGAUGAGGCAAACUGUGGAUUAACUGCUUGUCAGACAGGAGAAGUAAAAUGCCGGAGCGGUCAAUGUAUACCGGAGAUCUGGUGGUGCGAUUACGUCAGAGACUGUCCAGAUGGCAGUGAUGAGACACAAUGUGCUGAGAGAAGAUCCUGUCGUCAAAAUGAAUUCACCUGUAAGAACGGCCAAUGUAUUGAUAUGGAUCAUGUAUGCUAUUAUGACCCAGAUAACCUCAGAAAGGGAUGUGCUGACAAAUCUCAUCUCCUUAACUGUAGUUCAUGGCAGUGUCAACAAGGUCAGUUUAAAUGUAAUAAGUCUUUUUGUAUUGAUGGCCAGAGAAUAUGUGAUGGAGUUCCAGACUGCACAGAAACAUUUGUGGAUGAAACAAAUUGUCCUUAUGCAUGUCCGUAUCAGGUAGAUGUAUGCGUUUGUAAGGAAGAUGAAAUGAAUUGUACAAAUCUUGGAUUAGAAGAUUUGCCUGAAUACCUGAAUUUCGAGGAUAAUAUAAUAAAAUUUGUACUCGCUGGUAACCGAAUUGGGAUGACAUUUAAUACAGAUACAUUUUUUAAACUGGAUAGAUUAUCGUACCUGGAUAUGAGCAACAAUCUAAUUACUGAAUUACCAGACGGUGUUUUCCGGAAUUUGUUUCGGUUAGUAACAUUGAAUUUAAAAGAUAAUCAGAUAAGAAGACUUGGUAAUGAUUCUUUCAGUGGACUCACUAGUGUACGUGCGCUAUAUUUGUCUGGAAACGGUAUAGAGGAAAUUUACCCAUCUGCCUUUGUUGGACUUUCACAGCUGCAAACAUUAGACUUGAGUCAUCAAAGACUUCUUACACUGCAGAGUGGAACUUUCCUUGGUUUACGUAGCCUGUAUAGCUUGGAUUUGUCAUACAACAAAAUCCAGAUAAUACAAGGAGGUGGUUUAAAUGGUUUACUGAAACUGCUCACACUAGACAUUUCAAACAACGAAAUCAUAAUGAUAGAAUCAAACGCGUUUCAUGGUCUUCCAAAUCUUCGGACAUUACAUACCGAUGAGUUUCCUUACUGCUGUAUGGUCAAGACGGUGGAGAAUUGCUACCCAAAACCAGACGAAUUUUCGUCUUGUGAGGAUUUGAUGUCGAACUUUGUCUUACGUACAAGCAUUUGGAUUCUCGGUUCCCUUGCAUGCUUUGGAAAUUUAUUAGUAAUUGGCUGGAGGAUAAAGGAUUUUAAAAAUGGAAAAGUUCAUUCAUUUCUUAUAGCAAAUCUUGCUAUUGGUGACUUUUUCAUGGGUGUGUACCUUAUGAUAAUAGCUGUAGUGGAUACUUAUUAUAGAGGAAAUUAUUAUAUAUAUGACAGAUAUUGGCGGGAAAGUGUAAUGUGUAAAUUUGCAGGAUUUAUGUCUACAUUAUCUAGUGAAUUAUCCGUAUUUACUUUAACAGUUAUAACUAUAGACCGUUUAGUAUGUAUUAUAUUUCCGUUAAAACUGAAACGUUUAGGGAUGAAAGAAGCACUCAUUGUAAUGCCUUCUUUAUGGGUACUGGUAGUCUUUUUAUCCGCAUGCCCACUACUUGGUAUAGAGUAUUUUGAAAACUUUUAUGGUCGCUCAGGCGUUUGUCUCGCCUUCCAUAUCACACCGGAUCAUGUUGGAGGAUGGGAAUACUCCGUAUUUGUAUUUCUUGUGUUAAAUUUCGUUUCAUUUCUUUUAAUAUUUCUAUCAUAUUUGUGGAUGUUUUUUGUGGCGAAAAAAACUACAACAGCUGUCAGAAAGUCUAAAGCGUUAUCUGACAAAUCAAUGGCCAAGCGAAUGACUCUAAUAGUGAUGACAGAUUUUAUGUGUUGGGUACCAAUAAUUUUACUUGGAUUUGCAUCACUUGGUGGUGCUCACGUUCCACAACAGGUGUAUGCAUGGAUAGCAGUAUUUGUACUUCCAUUAAAUUCCGCAAUAAAUCCAGUUUUGUAUACAAUUUCAACGGCGACUUUUUUAGGAAAUGUUCGAAAAAGAGCCUGUAGAUUUCGAAAGUCUUUCACUGGUGGUGCAUCUUAUAGGUCCACCGAUACUAAACAUUCUAUUGUUGAUGAUAAAUAUAUGUGGCAUAGAAACUCUGGUUAUAGACAGUUAGAACUUACACGUCUGCGUGGCCUCAAUAAGUCUUAUUCGCUCACUGUACACAAUAAUCAUAGCACCAUUUCGCGUAUGUGACAACCAUCGUUGUUAUGUUUCGCGUAUGUGACAACCAUCGUUGUUAUGUUUCGCGUAUGUGACAACCAUCGAUGUUAUGUUUCGCGUAUGUGACAACCAUCGUUGUUAUGUUUCGCGUAUGUGACAACCAUCGUUGUUAUGUUUCGCGUAUGUGACAACCAUCGUUGUUAUGUUUCGCGUAUGUGACAACCAUCAUUGUUAUGUUUCGCGUAUGUGACAACAAUCGUUGUUAUGUUUCGCGUAUGUGACAACCAUCGAUGUUAUGUUUCGCGUAUGUGACAACAAUCGUUGUUAUGUUUCGCGUAUGUGACAACCAUCAUUGUUAAAGUUUACAUGAUUUUGCCUGUGGAGUAAUCCAUUACAAUACAUGCUAAAUGCUUCCUCUUUUUGAAAGGGCAGCACAAUUUCAACUUGACAUUAUUUGUUUUAUAAAGUAUGUUUGAAUAUAAUAAUUAUUAAUAGUCAAAUUGAAAUCUGGCAGGGACAAUUUUAACCAAAGGCUAAUAUUUACCAUUAAGUUACCAUGUUAGUGCUCCUGGUUUCCGAUGAUGGAAAACUUCAACCUAAGGAAAGAAUUAUCCUAAUACCAUUAUAACUGUUAAAGGUUAGAGUAUUUUUAUAACCGAAAGUCACCACAUAUCAAAGAAAUUACGCCCUGAGGAGCGUGUCUGUGUCUGCAUGAAUCAGAGGAUUAUUUGAAAACAAACACGGAGAAAAAUCAAUGGGAAUUAUAAUGUGCGGUCGAUCUGACUCUAUAGUUUUCCUUGAUUUUAUCUAAUGUUAAAGUAGAGUGCAGAAUGGUUAAUAGCUUACCUUAAGGAUGUACACCUCUGAGGAGCCAAAAAUUUCAAGAAUUAAACUUUUCUUAACCUGAUUUUUGGGUUUAUAUGACUGAAAGAAAGUAAUUGAUGGAGAAAAAAUCAUACGGUGGUGUACUUCUUAUUUUGCUACGGCCAUUUGAAAAUACCACUUUUUUUUAUUGAUUUUCCCAUUUUUCAUCAAUUUUACACAUUUUUGGGGGGCUAUUAUCAUGAAAAAAAUCACAGUUUCACGAUUAAACUUUUUCUCAUACUUUCACUAAAGAUGAAGUGGACCAAUCUGAAUAAAUUUAUCUUAAGAAAACUGUAGGUUGGUGUUAAUAUAAGAAAGUUUUAUCUAAUUAAUUUGGGAUUUUUCUCUUCUUUUUAUUUUAGAACAAAAAGCAUAUUAUUUCAAACUUCUUUAUAAAUGAUUGAAAAAAUACAUAUCUAAGAAUUUGAAAAGAAAGAUUUGAUAUGGGAUGUACAUACUUUUGGUAAAAUCAUUUCUUUGUACCCUCGCCCGUUUUCUCAACAUUUUAGUUUAAACAGUAUUUUAUUCAAAUAAAUUGAAUUGGAUUGGGCAACAGGCAUAGCCUAUGUAAGCCCUCUCCACAUUUUGGCUUAUGACACUGACCGGAUUGGUUAUAAAAUUUGAAAGUUUUAUCUCUCAAAAACUACAUAAUGUAAGUACACAAUUUUUUUCACAGAGUUUAUUUUUAUUAUAAUAUUUUUUAAAUUCCUUGAUAUUUUCCACUUGUAUUCACAUGUUUUCGUAAUAAUUCCCGAACGAGAUUUCAACGAGACUGAAACAUCAGAAGAAUAAAUCCCCUAAAUCAGUUGAAGCAAUGAUUUUGAUCUUUUACAGAUCAGUUGUAUUCUUUGGGAUUAUAUAAAUGAUUAAGUUGCAAUUCGAAUAACUUUAGUGUAGAUAUAUUCCAAUUCACAUAGAAGAUGUACUAAAAGGCUAAAAAUCAGUAUUAUAUAUUUUUUAUUUACAUUUAUAUUCCAUUUUCAAAUACAGCUGGUGAAUGUAUUGUAUGUAUUAAUAAAAAUGUUCUGUUGCUAUGACAAUUGUUUUUUCUGUUUCAUGUAUUUAUUGUAUUUUGACUUCACAAAUGUAUUUAUUGUAUUUAAUGCAUAAAAUGUUAUUCCAGA
This is a messenger RNA of Mytilus californianus (California mussel), 5572 nucleotides long. Its product is annotated as G-protein coupled receptor GRL101-like. NCBI's taxonomy places the organism in Eukaryota, Metazoa, Mollusca, Bivalvia, Mytilida, Mytilidae. The record is from RefSeq and is a predicted model, not a curated record. The transcript has 25 exons. Gene Ontology annotation, molecular function: protein binding; G protein-coupled receptor activity. Gene Ontology annotation, biological process: G protein-coupled receptor signaling pathway. Gene Ontology annotation, cellular component: membrane. The coding region runs from base 258 to 3617 and encodes 1119 amino acids.